UCAGUUAUUUAAAGACAUUUGAAAGAAACAAACGAAAUAUUGAAAAGCAAACUUCGUAAAAUAUGUUUCAACUGAAAUCGCUAAUCUUGUUAAUGGUGUUGCUGAUAGCUGCUACAAAUGGACAGCUAAACAACAACAAUACAACUCUACGACCCGAUGACUAUGUCAAUAUGAUAAGACAACAAUAUGCCUUAAAUAUUCAAAAUUUCGAUAUACAAAUGGAUUUAUUUAAACAAACCUAUGCAGCAAGUCUUGAUACCCUUAACAGACAAAUGAGUAUGCUGAGCGAUAGUAUUGUGCAAACUGAAAAUAAAUUAAAAUCUCUAGAAGUUGUAAGUCCACAGGGUAAGAAAUGUGUUAAUAAAUAUCGACUUUUACUACCAACUACUAGUAGUAUUCAAAGGAACAUGAUGGACUGUAAAAACUCCUACAAAAACAAUGUUUCUAACUUAUUGGCUAAACCUCUUAAUACUAGAAAUUCUCUACAAAACUAUUAUAAAAAUUCCUUCGAAAGAGAUGUUAAUAUUUGCAGAAGGACAUAUAACACCCAGCCCUUGAACUACACCACAUGUGUUAUAAAAGUGGUAACCGAUACCGAUAAAUAUACUAUUGAAAAACAAAAGACAUUCUCUAAUCAAAUGGAUGCUGCUCAGUGUUCGGGAAAUGAUAAUAUAAAGCAAACUUUGGAUUGCAGUUAUACGACUGAAACUCGUACAAUCGUUGCUCUCGCAGAAACUAAUAUAUUGGUCAACAAGUGUAUAGAUGGACAAGAUGAAUGUAAAUCAUGCAAUCAAUCUGUUUAUACAUGUUCAGAUGUCGACUAUAUCCAUCGCUCGGAUAUAAGUUAUACUAGUCAUGUUAUGAAUAAUCCAUUUUAUAGACGUUAUGAUGUUACAAAUUGUUUAAUGUUGAAAAUUAUAAAUAAUUAGAAAAUUUAAAAUUGUAA
This is a messenger RNA of Lucilia cuprina (Australian sheep blowfly), 946 nucleotides long. RefSeq lists its product as uncharacterized. The record is from RefSeq and is a predicted model, not a curated record. Lineage: Eukaryota; Metazoa; Arthropoda; Insecta; Diptera; Calliphoridae. The transcript has 3 exons. The coding region runs from base 63 to 929 and encodes 288 amino acids.